Messenger RNA from Eutrema salsugineum, 2037 nucleotides. RefSeq names its product asparagine synthetase domain-containing protein 1. Gene Ontology annotation, molecular function: asparagine synthase (glutamine-hydrolyzing) activity. The transcript has 14 exons. The record is from RefSeq and is a predicted model, not a curated record. Bases 30 to 1874 code for a protein of 614 amino acids. Lineage: Eukaryota; Viridiplantae; Streptophyta; Magnoliopsida; Brassicales; Brassicaceae.
CAAGAGAGAGGAGAGACGCCGCCGGAGGAAUGUGCGGAAUUGCGGUUAUAGUGUGCGGCGUUCGUAUCGAACUCUCGACGUUGCCGUUUCUCUCGGCGCCUCCUUUCGAACGAUUACAAUUCUCUGUUGAAGAUGUCAAAUCUGUCUUAGGACAAAGAGGUCCUGAUAGUGUAGGCGAGAAGAAGAUUCUUCUUCAACCGAAUGCACCAACUUGUGGUCAAGAAUCUGUGACUCUCUCUGUUUAUGAGGCUGGCCAAGGAACUUAUGAGCUUGGUGAUACUACUUCUUGCGGUGAAUUGCAUUUUAUAGGUUCCACAUUACAGCUUAGAGGAACUAGUCCUAUAAGACAGCCAUUGGUGGACUCUUGUGGAAACAUUCUUGCUUACAAUGGCGAAGUAUUUGGCGGAAUUGACCUCAACAGCUAUGAUAAUGAUACUGAAGUUCUCUUGAAGUCUUUAGAGAAAGCAAACGCUUUGGUACCAGAUGUUCUUUCGAAGAUUAAGGGUCCGUGGGGCAUUAUAUAUUGGCAGGAAAGCUCAAGAACGCUAUGGUUUGGUAAAGAUGCUUUUGGUCGGAGGAGCCUCCUUGUUCACUGGCCAACCGUGGAAGACCCUCGUUUUCUUCUGUCGUCUGUUUCACCAGCUUCUUCCGUGGCUCAUGGCUCUGGAGUAGAUGCUGGAAAUGGUAAUAGCAGUCAUCGAUUUUGGGAAGAGCUUCCAUGUGGAGUGUACAGCAUUUCUUUUGGCAUUUCGGACUUCGGUUUAUGUAUCCAUGGUGAAGUCACGAAACACGAAUGGAAAAAUACCUUGUGGAAGGAAUUGAUUGAAUGGGAAAGGAAUUUUGUUGUACCAAGACCUGAAGAUCUAUCAAUGUCGUCGCUUAGCGGAAUUCAAGAAGAGAAAGACAAUGCUCUUUCGAUUUCUUCAGGAUUGGCGCAGACAGUUUUGGUUGUUUUAAAGGAAUCAGUGAGACGACGAACUUCACUACAUAGCAUUUUUCAGGGAGAAAAAGAAGUUGUCCCAGUAGCUGUUCUUUUCUCUGGUGGAUUAGACUCAAUGAUUCUUGCUGCGCUGUUGGAUCAGUGCCUUGAUCCAAAAUAUGAAGUUGAUCUUCUUAAUGUCAGCUUUGAUGGUCCUAAUGCUCCUGAUAGGAUCUCCGCCAAGGCUGGAAUAAAGGAACUUAAAAAGAUUGCACCUUUGAGAAGGUGGAGACUUGUCGAGAUUGAUGCUGAUUUGUCGAAACUAACCUGUGAGACAAAGCGUGUUAUGUCACUUAUAAACCCUGCAGACACAUACAUGGACCUUAACAUAGGAACAGCACUAUGGCUUGCUGCUCGUGGUGAUGGUUGGAUUCACGGAGAAAGCGAAAAUCAAACAGUAGAAGAAGAUAACAUGCGCGUCAAAUAUAAAUCUUGUGCUAGAAUCCUUCUUAUUGGCGCUGGUGCUGAUGAGCAAUGUGCUGGUUAUGGUAGACACAGAACAAAGUAUCGAAAUGGGAGCUGGGCUGCCUUGGAUCAAGAAAUGAAAUUGGAUAUGCAGAGAAUUUGGAAAAGAAAUUUGGGUCGAGAUGAUCGAUGCAUUGCAGAUAAUGGGAAAGAGGCGCGAUUCCCAUUCUUGGAUGAAGAUGUGAUAAAGACUCUCCUUGACAUUCCCUUGUGGGAAAUAGCUGAUCUUGAGCAACCAAGUGGAAAUGGAGACAAGAAGAUUCUUAGACAGGUUGCAAAGUUGCUUGGUUUACAUGAAGUUGCAAAGAUGCCUAAGAGAGCAAUACAGUUUGGGUCGAGAAUUGCUCGUGAAUCAAACCGGAAGAAUUUUGGAAGUAACCGUGCCGCAAACCAGGCCUCUGCCGGGAGCGUGAGGUUCCACGCGCCGUGAGGCUGAAGCGCUCAUAUUUAUCGUUAGACAACUAUUGUUUGAUCAUUUUUCUUGUUCAUUUGUGUUGUAUUGUAUACAAAGCACCAAUAAGAGGAUCAUACCAAAAAAAAAAAGCACCAAUAAGAGGACUUUGGUGACUAAAUGCCUUGUUAAUUCUUUUAUA